ACCAAUCCCUAUACAGUCAUCCGUAUAAAUAGAUAUGAAGUAGAAAAUACUAACAAGGAAGUAAAAAUCUGUUUUAAGUUAAUGUUCAAUUUUAUUAUUUAAAGGAGAAAAACAGUCUUAAAAAGUUUCAUAUUAUAAAUUAAUGGAAUUAAAUUAUGUUUGUUAUUCAUAAGAACAUUGUCGGAUUUAACCUCUGUGCCGUUUCCCGUAAUUGGUCUUAUGUAGGAGUGUUUAUAUGCAGGGUAUAACCUAUCAAUCAUAGUGACUUCAUUCGUUAAAUGGUUGUAUAAACGCAGAUGGAGACAUGAAUGAACGUAUCAAUGAUUCUACGAAUAUGCCUAAUUCUACGAGUAAUCCACGAGGUCAGUGGAGGUUUUAUACCUGUGGAGUCUCGGUGUGCCAAAACAUGUUCGAGACAGGAGAUGGGCUGGUCCUUCAACUGUGAUGGGGACAAUACCACAUGUGACUGGCAGUGUGCGGCCCAGAGGAAGGAUUGUCCAGAGGGCCUGACGUAUCACUGCGCGGCUGACUACGAGGACUUUGAACUGCAUACCGGUAAUAUCAACUACUUGGAAGAAUGUGCCCUGGAAAAGCCCUGCAAGAGAGGUGAAGAACCAAGUAUCACUUUAUACGCCAAUGGAGAAAAACUUCCCCCGAACAAAGCCAGGAUAAAUUGUAUACCUUGCUCAAACAAACUCUUCUUCAACAACAUAGACGGCAGAUUGUCCUCGUCAUAUAGCAGGUGUUUCAGGCAAAAGUUUAACAAGUGCAUUCGGGAGCGCAACAAAAUAAACUGUGGUGAGUCCUGGCUUGAACGAAAGAUGACUGACGGCUUCUGCAGGUGCGAUGCAAGGAGAGGGUUCGCUCCUGAGAAUGAAAACAUCGAAACAAAAUGUUUCUUCGCUUCUGAACUUUGUACGUUGAGGAAAUGUCCGUCUACACAGGAGCUGGCUUUAAAUUACACCUGCAUCAGCCAUUGUCCAGACGGUUACCACAGAACGGACGAUUCAGAUAAAUGUGUUGAGAGAGCAAGCGCCACAGCCAAAACGAAGACGCCAAAGACAGCUUCUUCUACAGCUGAUCAAACACACACUCAGGUUACAAUCGCCACCACAACUGAAAAUGAGAAAGUUGUCGUCAGUACAAAGAAGACAAAUGUUCUGGGUAUAGUCAUUGGAGUAGUACUUGGAACAGUUGUCGUAGGCCUUAUUGCAUGGAUAUUGAUGAAGAUCUAUUGGCACAAAGAAAUUAUUAGGAAGGAGUACAACGAAAAUGGAAGGAAAGAGGCAGCCAGAUUAAUGGUGGAAAAAGCACUCUGCCAAUACUCUUCCUGUUUAAAGUCACAGGGAGACUCGGAUGAAAACAACCAGAAUCGUGUUAAUCUUCUUACACACGUCGAACAAGAAGGCAGGGGAGUUUCUUGGAAAAGAAAAAUACCAAGUGACCGAGAACUAUGGAACGUUGCGUCGCUCAUUGGAGAAAACUGGAAAGGUUUGGGUUUAGAUCUGGGGCUCAGCAGAGUCACGAUACACCACAUUGAAUAUGACAACAAUAUAAAUGGUCAUAUUGAUGUUGUUCAUCGUAUGCUGAUAGAAUUGCGCAACUCCAGACCUGAUGCAACACUAAAUGAUUUAAAGGAAGCAAUUAUUCGGUCAGGCGUUGACUUUAACUGGGGCUCUGAAAAAAAUCAGGAGCUUUACGACGAGCGUGAUCAAAACGCUGCUUUGAAUGAUACUACAGACGAACAUGACCAAAACGCUGUCUUGAAUGAUUCUAUGGAUGAACAGGAGCCAAACGCUGUUUUCAAUGAUUAUACUGACGAACGUGGCCAAAACGCUGUCUUGAAUGAUACUACGGUCGAACGUGAGCCAAACGCUGUCUUCAACGAUUCUACGGACGAACGUGGCCAAAACACUGUCUUGAAUGAUACUACGGUCGAACGUGAGCCAAACGCUGUCUUCAACGAUUCUACGGACGAACGUGGCCGAAACGCUGUCUUGAAUGAUACUACGGUCGAACGUGAGCCAAACGCUGUUUUCAAAGAUACUACGGACGAAUGUGGCCAAAACGCUGUCUUGAAUGAUACUACGGUCGAACGUGAGCCAAACGCUGUUUUCAAAGAUACUACAGACGAACGUGGCCGAAACGCUGUCUUGAAUGAUUCUACGGUCGAGCGUGAGCCAAACGCUGUUUUCAAUGAUAGUACAGACGAACGUGGCCGAAGCGCUGUCUUGAAUGAUUCUACGGUCGAGCGUGAGCCAAACGCUGUUUUAAAUGAUACUACAGACGAACGUGGCCGAAACGCUGUCUUGAAUGAAUCUACGGUCGAGCGUGAGCCAAACGCUGUUUUAAAUGAUACUACAGACGAACGUUGCCGAAGCGCUGUCUUGAAUGAUUGUACGGUCGUGCGUGAGCCAAACGCUGUAUUCAAUGAUUCUACGGACGAACGUGGCCCAAACGCUGUCUUGAAUGAUUCUACGGAUGAGCUAGGCAUUAACGCUGUCUCGAAUGACACUACGGGCGAUGGUGACCGAAACGCUGUCUUUAUUGAUAUUGAGACGAACAGCAAUAUCGAUGUUGAAGGUGACAGCUUGUAGCAGCGGUGUCAGUACUAGCAGCAUAGUCAGUACUAGUAGCAUAGCUACUACAUCAAGGACAGAUGAAACUCAAAUGUAACACUACUUAUUAAGUUUGCAUUUGUUGUGUAUGAGUUCUUAAGUUACAAAAGUUACUGUCGCAGGUUUCGACACUAGCCGUGUCCCGGGACCCAAAGGACAGCAUUUUUUUUGGCGAGACUCAAGAGCCUUCAAGUCAGAUGUCCUAAUUGUGCCAUAUUGUUUUAGCAGAAAAAUUUAGAUAGAAACCCAAAAUAUAUAUUAAGUGCAAUCAGAAAUCAACAGUCGGAUUCUUGGAAAGUAGUAUUGGUGUCGAACAUUGUGCUGUGCAGCAAAUACACGAGUGGUCAAACACUUCUUAGAUUAUAAUUCAAAGAAGCUGCAAAUGUUGUAAAUGAUGAUGGCAAGAAUUGUUUCCAUGUACAAAAAUGAAUUCGUCAUAAUGGAUAUAUGCAAUUUUUUAAAGUGGUCGUCAUCUGCUGAUUGGCUAAUCAUGAAGAAGCAUGUGAACUAUUAGCACACAAUAUAGUUUAAUUAUAAUAAACGGAAUUUGGACAAUUCUUGAAGAAGGCAACAUUUAAACGCAGCUGUACGUUAUUCCAUUACAGCCAUGCAACCUCAGUGAUGUGUAUGUGCCCAUCGUCUUUGAGUGUAUCAAAAUGGGUCAGUCGUGGGUAUGUUGGCAUGAGUUUAUGAAACUUGCUCAAACUGGGUAAUGUUUCCUACUUUUAAGAACAAACUUCAAACAUAUAUUAAUUUGAACAAAAUGUUUUGGGCAUACUAAGUAUUGUUUUGUGACAUUUUAAAAUACAUGUUAACAGCUGUUAUUUAAAUUGUUAAUGAUGUUUGACUAUUAUUGCGAUCAUCUAUCAUCUUGUUCGCAUGGUCAGACCCUACAACACAUGAGCGAGUCCCUGUAAAUAUGUUUGUGUAUCUGCUUAUGCCUAAUCAAUUGCUUUCUGCAGUCAAACUGCGUUUAUUAAAUGAAUUCACAAUGGUAUUUUUAUAUCAGAUAUUGCUAAACAUGUGCAAUUACUGGCGAGCAUUUGUAGUAUAUGUGUAUGUGGUGUUCAUGUGUUUUUGUUUAUAUUUAUCGUUUGGGCCCUUACCUUAUGCCUCUAAAGUGGGUUUAUUUUUUUUAAUUUUCAACUACUGACAUUGUCACAUCAGUCUUCGUUGUAUAAUUGUACGCAUAUCAUUUCAGCUGUUAUAGUAGCGUCUGUAUUAAGAUAUAAGUAUACCAUUGUGUAAUUUAACUUCACAUUCAACAUUAUCCAUCAUAUUGCUUCAGCUCAAAACAAAUAAUUAUAUCAAAUUGUACAGAUAAUUCAUCUUUAGAACUUGUCUUCAUGCAUGUUUAUAUGAGUGUAUACAUACAACUUAUUGAAAAUUAUACUAUGGCUGUUAAGUUUAGGGUUAAAAUAGCUUUAACAUAGAAAGAGUAUGUUUAAACUUUUGUCAAGAAAUUCUUAGUGUUGAAAGAAUAACUCAAAUUAAUUUUGAGCAUAGAGAACUAGGUAUAACACCAUCAGGGACUAGAAGAGUUGUAAAUGUGAUGUGGUAUUGGUUCAUCAGUUUAGAAUAUAAUCAUAUCAAAUAAGUUAAACAGUUUAUACAGCCUUACAGAUAUUCAUGUACAAGACAUCCGAAAUAAUCAAAUUUAAGGCCAUCCUAAUCUUUAUGACUUUUAAUAUGACUAUAUGUUAUGUUGUUUUUGUGAUAAACUUUUAUUCUGGCAUCAUGCAUAACAUACAUUUUACAAUAUCAUAUAUUUUAUAUCAAUAAAAAAUAAGUUUAGAGGUGUCUGUUAUAUAGAUAUUACUCCAAUAUUGAUAUUGGUAUAUGUUGCACAUGAGAUGGAAAUGUUUGUUUUUCGUUUAGUUACCUAAGGAAAAAAUAAAGUUUUGUAAAAAAAGGGGCAAACAUGUUGUUUUUUUAAGUCAAAUAAGAAAAUAAAAAUCCAAUAAAGUAAGAGAUGUAAGUAAAAUAAUAAAACAUGUAAUAAAACAUGAAAGGUUACCUUGAAAAAUUAUUUCAAUUUAUAUUGAUUUGGUUCCAUUUUAGGUCAUGUAGCUGUAUUUUGCCCUUAGAUUCUGCCAAACAUCUCUCUUUUUUGUUUUCUUUGUUUGAGAUAUAUGACAAAGCUUUCAAAAGCUGGAAUAUCGUUUAUAAGUUUACAUUUAUGAAUAUAAAAUUUUGAUAAUAGGAAAA
Messenger RNA from Mya arenaria, 4826 nucleotides. RefSeq lists its product as uncharacterized. The coding region runs from base 309 to 2597 and encodes 762 amino acids. The transcript is spliced from 11 exons. Gene Ontology annotation, biological process: signal transduction. NCBI's taxonomy places the organism in Eukaryota, Metazoa, Mollusca, Bivalvia, Myida, Myidae. Gene Ontology annotation, molecular function: protein binding. The record is from RefSeq and is a predicted model, not a curated record.